This is a messenger RNA of Aphanomyces astaci, 792 nucleotides long. RefSeq lists its product as hypothetical. The record is from RefSeq and is a predicted model, not a curated record. NCBI's taxonomy places the organism in Eukaryota, Oomycota, Saprolegniomycetes, Saprolegniales, Verrucalvaceae. The coding region runs from base 1 to 741 and encodes 246 amino acids. The transcript is spliced from 3 exons.
AUGAGCACGACUGACACGUUCACCGUCACGACAGCAAAGGUGUUCGACAUUGCUGGCGGCUUGGUUGCCGCCCACCACGCUACCGCCAGCAACGACCGUCUGCUUUGGGGUGAUCCAACACCAUGGGAGACUUACGUUAAGGUUGCUUUGAAUGCCCCACAGAGCAAAUAUGUUGCGUUGACGGGAGAAAACUACUACGACAUGAUCCGCAAAGUGUGGGACAACGCCGGCAGGACGCGCACUGGCCAGGGCUCGUUUACCCUGCAGUUGUUUGUGUACCUUGAAAAACAUGAAGAAGUCGGGAUACGUCGUGCGACACAGCAGAAUAUUGCACUCUCCGCUACAAGGGUUGCUGAUCAUGUUCGCCAACAUGACCUUCAGCUUGGACCACUACAAACCGAGUAUGUAAACAUCUCAACAGCGCGCUUGCCGGCAACUUCGCCGGUUGAAGUACCAACCAACACGACCAUGCAACAACUUGGCCACAUGGAUUUAAUGGCGCAGCGCCAUGCAGAAGAGCGCGCCCAUCAUGUUCAAAUGGAUGAACAGCCAUAUCGUUGCGUUCGCAUGCGACUUGGAGCUUUGACAAGCCCCCCCAUCGACUGUUUCAUUUCGGUUGAAGAUCUUCGUGAAAUUUUGGGUCUACCAUCGUAUCCUUUGGUUCCUCCAUUCCGUGUCCCACUGCAACCAACAAAUGCUCCACGUGUCAACAUUGAAGACGUCGAUCAUAUCGACUCGUAAAUAUACAGUUGCAAUUUUUUCGAAGUAAUAUCGUUUUCAAAUUCGAUCAGC